This is a messenger RNA of Ooceraea biroi (clonal raider ant), 4666 nucleotides long. RefSeq names its product probable multidrug resistance-associated protein lethal(2)03659. Gene Ontology annotation, cellular component: membrane. Gene Ontology annotation, molecular function: ATP binding; ATP hydrolysis activity; ABC-type transporter activity. The record is from RefSeq and is a predicted model, not a curated record. Lineage: Eukaryota; Metazoa; Arthropoda; Insecta; Hymenoptera; Formicidae. Gene Ontology annotation, biological process: transmembrane transport.
GGCCGGUGGCGCUGCGCGUGUGUGCGUGCGUGUUAGUGUAACGUAUAAGAUCAAAGCAUGUCGUUCUCUAAGCAGUACCGCGCGGCGUGGUGCGGUACGUGCAUGCGGUGCGGUAGCGAGGAUUUAGUGAUUUAGUUGCAUCAUCGCCGCCAGAAGAUGGACGCCACCAAGAAAUUCGAGAAUCCGAAUCCCCGGGCGUCCGCGAACCCGAUCAGUAAACUGUUCUUCUGGUGGUUGACAAGAUUAUUCUGGUACGGAAAGGAUCAUGACUUGGAGAUGAAAAACGUGUACAACGUUCUGCCGGCCGAUAUCAGCGAACUGUUGGGAAACAAGCUAGAACAAAAUUGGAAGAAUGAAGUGCGCGCGGCCGAAAAGAGCGGCAGGAAGCCAAAAUUUUUCACGGCUCUGAGGAAGACGUUUAUCUGGUCAUUUCUCUAUUACGGAUGGUGGACUUUAUUUCUGUACACGGCCUUGAAGGUCGCGCAACCGUACAUUCUGGGCCUGCUGAUUUGGCAUUUCGAUCCAAGAGCGACAUCCACGUACCAGGAAGCAUAUCUUUACGCAUCCGGCGUAAUAAUCAUAGCGAUAGUGUCGGCUUUGAUCAGCCAUCACUCGAAUCUGGGCCUGAUGGAAGUCGGGAUGCGAAUGAGGAUAGCCAGCUCCUCCCUCAUGUACAGAAAAAUGCUACGCUUGUCCAAGUCCUCCACCACCACUCCGGGACAGAUUAUCAAUCUGUUGUCGAACGACAUGUCGAAAUUCGAUCAGGUGUUCUUGCUGCUGCACUAUAUUUGGAUCAUGCCUAUACAGGGAGCCCUGAUCGCGUUUCUGAUAUGGCGCAGCGUCGGCAUCGCCUCGCUCGCCGGCAUAUUCCUCAUAACGAUUCAAACUAUUCCCGUGCAAGGGUAUAUAAGCAGGUGGACAUCCAAACUGCGUCUGAAGAUCGCAGUGAGGACCGAUGAGAGAGUUCGUCUUAUGUCUGAGAUAGUCAGCGGAAUACAAGUCAUCAAGAUGUACACUUGGGAAAAGCCAUUCCAGGAAUUAGUCAGCCGGGCGAGGAAGUAUGAAAUCGACGUCCUCACGUUAACUUCGUAUCUGAGAGGCUUCACUUUAGCUACAUUCGUCUUCACGGAGAGAACGACAUUGUACUUUACAUUAAUGAGCUACGUAUUUCUCGGACACUCCAUAUCCGCCGAUAAAGUAUUUUCGAUGGCGCAGUACUUUAAUAUCCUUCAACUCACCAUGGCGAUAUUGUAUCCCAUGGCAGUGGCGCAUGCUGCCGAGGCGGCAGUGUCUAUAAAGAGAAUUGAGAAUUUCCUGUUACUAAAUGAAAACGUUCCAUCUAUACAACCUCUGUCAGCUACCAAAGAGACAAGCGUCAUAAUGAAAAAUGUUACCGCAUCGUGGACAACUAUUGCGAUAGUAAAUACAUUACAUAAUAUUAACAUGGAGAUCGAGACUGGAGAACUUUACGCCGUCGUCGGUUCCGUGGGCGCGGGAAAGAGUUCCUUCCUGCAAGCGAUUUUAGGCGAGCUGAAACCGUUGACCGGCCAGAUAUACGUAGGCGGCAAGAUCUCGUACGCCAGUCAGGAGCCCUGGCUGUUCGCCGGCACCGUGCGCAGCAACAUUUUAUUCGGCCAGCCUUACGACAAAGAUAAAUAUCAAAGGGUGAUCAAGGUAUGCGCUCUCGUGAAAGAUUUCGAGCAACUCCCGUACGGCGAUAAGACUUUGGUCGGCGAUAGGGGCACGGCGCUCAGCGGCGGACAACGUGCGAGAAUCAAUUUGGCAAGAGCCGUCUAUAGAGAUGCCGAUAUCUACCUCUUCGAUGAUCCUUUGUCAGCGGUUGACACUCACGUCGGCAGACAUCUGUUCGACGAAUGCAUAAAUGAUUAUUUGAAGAAUAAAACACGGGUACUCGUCACUCAUCAGCUGCAGUACUUAAAGCAGUGCGACUAUGUCGUUGUUCUGAAUAAUGGCCAGAUCGAGAACGAAGGCCCGUUCAAGGCUCUUCAAGAGAAGCGUACAGACUUCCUGGAGAUAUUGGCGAAAGGCGAGGAAUCUAACGAAGAUCCGAGCGAGUUGUUGAAGAUCGACGCGAAUCUCACUCUCGAUUUAAACCAAAGCGAUGCGAACGACGAAGAUGCGGAAGAAGAUGAGCCCGAGGAGACUGAGGAGCUCCUUGCCAAGGGAAGCGUAUCGGGGUCGCUUUACUGGAAGUAUCUCCGUAGCGGCGGCUCGAUCUUCAUGAUCGUUAGCUUCCUGUUCUGUAUGAUUCUGGGACAAAUCGGGAGCAGCGGUUGCGAUUACUGGGUUGGUUACUGGACGAAGCAAGAAGAAAUACACAUCAAGGCUAUGCGCGACCGGCACCGCAAUAGAUCGGAUGAUUUUACGAUCAAGUCCUCCAACAUGGCGGAGGUAGAUAAUGAAUUUGAAUUUCCGACAACUACAAACGAUUGGGAUGGCAACGUCAGCUCGAUGAUAAUAUUCAACGAUAAUGACACCGCACCGCCACAAGACUUUAAUGCCACGAAAAUUAUAGAUGAGGAUCUGUACUAUCUCGAUCCGAAUACGGCCUUGUGGAUCUACGGAGGUUUUAUCAUUGUCAGCAUCGUGAUGACAACCGGACGAAAUUUGAUCUUUUACAAGAUUUGCAUGAACGCCAGCAAGAAUCUACAUAACUUCAUGUUCUCGUGUUUGCUCAAGGCGCCGAUGUUAUUCUUCGAUAACAAUCCAGCUGGUCGGAUCUUGAAUCGCUUCUCGAAGGACAUUGGCGCGGUCGACGAAAUCUUACCCAGGACCAUGAUAGAGUCCAUCCAGAUAUUCGCGGUGAUGAUCGGAAUUCUGGUGCAAGUGCUCAUCAUCAAUUGGUGGAUCAUAUUCGCCAUAAUCGUCAUGGGGAUUUUGUUUGGCGUGAUAAGAAAGAUCUACGUUCCAACAGCGCAAACUGUAAAACGAUUAGAGGGAAUCGCGAAAAGUCCCGUCUUCUCGCACGUCAAUUCCACGCUAUCGGGCCUGACGACAAUACGUUCCGCCGGCGCCCAGGCAAUGGUUCGUAAGCAGUUCGACGAGCACCAGGAUUUGCACACCUGUACUUACUCGCUAAGCGUCGCGAUGAGCACGGCGUUCGGCUUCGCGUUGGAUGUGGUGUCCAUCAGUUUCGUCGCCGUUGUCACGUACAGCUUCGUCGCGCUGGACGACGGAAACACCUUUGCCGGCAAUGUCGGUUUAGCGAUCUCGCAGGUGCUCAUUUUAUGCGGUAUGCUGCAAUACGGAAUGCGUCAGACGGCCGAGACGGUUACGCAGAUGACGAGCGUCGAGAGAAUAAUGCAGUUCACUGAGCUCGAGAAAGAGGGACCGUUCGAGAGCAAUCCGACGGAUAAACCAUCGAGCAAUUGGCCCUCCAAGGGGGAAAUUAAAUUUGAUGGUGUCUCUCUCCAAUACUCCGAGUCGGAGCCACCCGUUCUUAAAUCUCUAAACUUCGUCAUCGAACCCGGCAUGAAGAUUGGAAUAGUUGGACGCACCGGAGCCGGAAAGUCUUCUCUGAUCGCCGCUCUGUUUCACAUGGCCAAGCUCGACGGCGCAAUCUACAUCGACAACGUUAACACGAAGAAGAUCGGCCUGCACGAUCUGAGGAACAAGAUAUCCAUAAUACCGCAGGAGCCGGUGCUGUUCUCCGCGACGCUCCGCGACAAUCUCGAUCCCUUCCACAAUUUCCACGACGCCGAUCUGUGGGGCGCGUUGGAAGAGGUUGAGCUGAAGGACGCGAUGAUCUCCCUGGACUACUGCGUCGAGCAAGGCGGCAGCAACUUCAGCGCCGGGCAGCGGCAGCUGGUCUGCCUGGCCCGCGCGAUCUUGCAGGACAACAAGAUCCUCGUGCUGGACGAGGCUACCGCCAACGUGGAUCCAACGACGGAUGCGCUCAUACAGAGCACGAUCCGGAAGAAGUUCAAGAGCUGCACCGUGCUGACGAUAGCGCACAGGUUGAACACCAUAAUGGACAGCGACAAGGUACUGGUGAUGGAUCACGGCCGAGUGCUGGAGUUUGAUCACCCGCACGUUCUCUUGCGGAACGAGCAGGGGCAUUUCAGCAGCAUGGUCCAGGAGACUGGCAAGCUGAUGACCGAACAGCUUAAGCAAAGCGCUAGAGAGGCUUACGAGCAAAAAUAUUGAUCCACGUGAGUGGAUCCUUCGCAGUUGCACACAUUCGUAGGAAUAUAUAUUACUCUAUUUAGAAGAGUAUAUGCUACAAGCACGCUGAUAUAUUAAUGAUCCGACGGAUUCAUUUCAUCUUUUUUUAUUGAACUUUAGCUCGUUUUUAUUCGUGGUGUCUAGCGACAACAGAAUAAUUCCAGAUUCUAGUACUUAUUCUUGUACUAUUUGUACUUUUUAUAUACAUUUAUUAUAUAUAUUAUGUAGAAGCUCCUAUUUUUGAUAGAUAUUUUUAUUUUUGAACGAGAAGCACUCUUAUCAUGUUUGUUAGCUAUUUACCAUCACUCGUGCCUUCGUAACAAUUUUGCAAGCAAUACUUUACAGAAGUUUGCAAAAGCAAAAGGAAUUGAUAUUUGUAUCAUGACAAGAUGGAAAGGAACUGGGGUAAAUAAGUUCCUUUGUAACUAGUUUUUAACGAUUCUCGAAAUGUAUUAUAUAAAAAUAAAAAAUAUACACACGU